Protopolystoma xenopodis is the source of this 654-nucleotide messenger RNA. The record is from the annotation of a GenBank genome assembly. NCBI's taxonomy places the organism in Eukaryota, Metazoa, Platyhelminthes, Monogenea, Polystomatidea, Polystomatidae.
AUGAAACUGGCGACACACCCAUUGAAGGUUGCAUGGACGUCGAGAGAUAGACAGAUCAACUGUCCAAGUCUGAGCUGUGUACCUUUGUGACUGGCGCCAGGAGUUCAUUCUACGUCCCCUCAUCCUCCUCGCCAGCGUGGCUCGCACGACUGUUCUUGCCCUUCUGUCCCAUCGAGUCCAGAUGUUGGUCGUAGGGACCACUACAGUUUAUGUACCCUAAAAGUGUUGUUCCCUCCGCAAGCGUGGACAGUAGAGCGCCGCCAACGAGCCAGCCCAAGUAAGGUGGGCUUAACCGGGAGCCAUGUGAUUGCCGGUCCCACCGAGGACAGAGGAGACGCGAGAGAAUGGGGCGGGCUGUACCAGUGUGUACCAAGUGGGCUAAUUGCUUAUACGGUCGUCUGCCCGGCCGGCCGAGAUGCCGAGACUGGGGGGCGACAGAGACAAGCGGAUUCGCAUGUGGCGAACCAGGGCCAAGUGGAAUUGUGGAAACGAGGGGAGGAGCUGGGCCGGAUUCAGGUCAUUGGUGCAAGUGAAGACAGUCUGAGCAACACUCAUGUACUAUUGUUUACGCCUAGUCAGCAGACAAAAGCGAUGCGAGCCAGAAAGCAUGGUACAUGUAGAGGCAAAUGUAUACUUUUUCGACUCUAUCGGUAG